AUGAAGUUUGCCAUUGCCAUCCUAGCUGCUGGCGCCGGCGCCGGCGCCGUCCCCAUCGACCGAGCCGCUGAGGCGAGGGGACUCCAUGUCGUCGACAAGCCAUAUGCCGUCGAGAGACCCUAUGUCGUCGAGAAACCAUUUGCCGCCGAGAGACCCGGCAGCGGCGUCAAGUCCCCCGACGGGAGCAAGCCCCCCAGAAAUCACGAGAGCCACGACGUGAUUCCCGGGAGACACAAUUGA
Messenger RNA from Ustilaginoidea virens, 240 nucleotides. RefSeq lists its product as uncharacterized. NCBI's taxonomy places the organism in Eukaryota, Fungi, Ascomycota, Sordariomycetes, Hypocreales, Clavicipitaceae. The transcript has 2 exons. Bases 1 to 240 code for a protein of 79 amino acids. The record is from RefSeq and is a predicted model, not a curated record.